Closterium sp. NIES-65 is the source of this 7161-nucleotide messenger RNA. The record is from the annotation of a GenBank genome assembly. NCBI's taxonomy places the organism in Eukaryota, Viridiplantae, Streptophyta, Zygnematophyceae, Desmidiales, Closteriaceae.
AUGGGCCUUUCAGAUGCAUAUGCCACCGAGGCUUCUGCUCCCGCGCCGGGCGCCGCUAGUGCCGCGGGUUCCGCAAGCUUCCGUCCCCCUAAACGUUCCCUGUCCAGUCGGGGACCCAAGGACUCGUCGUCACUCCCUAAAAUCCCGAUUCAGGGAAAGAAACCCUCAAAUCAAGCGAUACCGUCGAGUCGCAGCGUCAGUAACACUCCGAUCAACAGCCCGAGGUCAACCAGUCCCACGAACUUGGCUCUCCCCGCGCGUAGCAGCACCACGGGCUCGCGCGCGCAAAAGCCGCAGCAGGGUGGGACGCGUCAAGCGCGCGGAAACAGCAACUUGCGCCAGUCCGCGGGGAAUACCCGGCUGUGGCGCGAAGCAUCGGCGGAACGUAGCAAGGAGCAAGCGCGGGAUAACGGGGGGGUGGUUCCCGGUCGGAGGGACUCGGCGAGGGCGGAUGCGCGAGGAGGGUUCGAUGGUGACUUGAAGUCUGACGAGCGACGGUGGCAGUCGAAGGAUCGUGGUGAUGGUACCGACGAGGAACAAGAAUGGGCUGAAGAGGAUGAGGAGGCGGAAGAGGAGGAAGCGGAGGAGGAAGACGAAGGAGAAGAGGAAGAGGAGGAGAGUGCUGAGGAUUCAGAGGAGGACGAGGAAGAAGAGGAAGAGGAGCAGGAAGAAAGAGGGGAUGAGGACGAGGGCGGGGAGGGCGAUUGGCGCAAGGGAGGUGCGCGGGGUUCGAGCGAGGAUGAAUCGGACGAGGAAGAACAGGACGGGGAUGCGGCGCAAGGCUGGGCGCAGAGCCAGCAGCACAGGCGGAACGUGUCUCAGCCGAACAUCCACGCGUCCCGCGCGUCCUGGGCGCAAACACAGCGCGCGCGAGCGUCUGCGCGCUAUCCCAGUCACGCGUCAGUUAUUGAAGAGGACGAGUCCGCGCCCGCUGAUUCCGGCGCCGCCUCGUCCGCCCGCUCGCCGGGCCCUUCCCCCUCGCGCUCGCCCGCGGGGUCCGCCGCUGCGGCUGCGCGCGCGGGAAGUCCGCGCAUGGGCAGCAGCGCGGGGUCGCCGUCGUCCGCGCGGUGGAGCACGCGGAAGAAGCCGUGGACCCCGAAGGCGCUGGGGGGAAUAGCGCGGAGUUUCGAGAGCAGCUGCUGCAGCAGUAGCAGCGACGAGGGCGAGGGAGCAGGGAUGGUAAGUUGUAGAGAAGAUGACGAGGGGUCGUUUGUGCGUGAUGAGGAGGGUGAGGAGAGGAGGAGGGAGGAGGCGGAGGACGAGGCGGAGGGCAGGGACGAGAGGAAACGAGAGGUCGGCGCGCGCGGCUCGCAAUCCUUCCGCCGGCUGCGCAUUGUGCCUCCGCGUCUCGAGACCCAGUCGAACAGGCGCAGAGGGCACACUGGGGAGCCUAUCUCCCCCCCUUCUGCGCGCUCCUCCGCCUCUGUCCUUGCCUCCGCGCGAGUAUCCCCGCGCCCGCUUCUCACCGCGGGUCCCUCGUGCGUCGAUUUGGUGGAGCUUCCCCCCCGAGUAGCGCCGAGCCCCGCAAGCUCCGACGCCUCCGCGUCUCGUCGCGCGGAUUUCUCCCUCGCUGCUGGCGGAAAGGCCGCGGGGCGAAGCGCCCAUCCGGCCGCGCGCUCGCCUUCGGUUUCCGCCUCGUCGCCCGCAGGCGGGCGUGGUAAAGGGGGCGCGAGGAGUCAAGAACGCAGGGAAACCGGGCAAGGGGGGCGGAGGGGGGACGUCAGAGGGGGAAAGGAUGGCGCGGGUACGAGCCGUGGGUGGGAUCGUGACGAGGCGGGAGCGGAAUCGCCAGUGGACUUCGCGCGGGGUAUGGCGGGGGCUGCAGGGCUGGGGGGGAAGGAUCGCGGGGGCGGAAAGCGCGCGAACGCGGAAGGAUCCGAUUUUAUGAGCGAAAGUGGGAGCAUGAGCGGGGGCGGGAGUAUUUCGCGCACUGGAAGCGGUGUAAAUGGGUUGCCUCUCGGUGUAGGUGCGAGCCCUCGGUUCAGAAGCGGCAGUGGCGCGGCGGGCGCGCAGGUUAAUAUGUUCAGAAUCAAUCGCACCAGCAGCGCUUCGAGCAGCGUUUUUGGUGGUGAGCGGGGGGAUAGAGGAGAACGGCGAGAGAGAGGAGAGAGGGAAGAGAGGGAAGAGAGAGGGGAGAGGGGAGAGAGGGGAGAGAGGGGCGAGAGGGGCGAGAGGGGAGACUGGGGAGAGAAAGGGGACAGAGAGAGGAGAGGCAUGGGGGAAGGGAGUGAGAGAGGAGAAAGAGGAGGAAGGGGAGAGAGAUUUCCGAGAGAGAAGGGAGGAAGAGGAGAGAGAGGACAGCGAGCAGAGAGAGGAGAGAAAGGGGAGAGAGAGAGGAGAGAAUGGGGAGAGGGGGCUGAGGGUAGAGAGAGAGGAGAAAGGGGAGAGAGAGGAGAGAGGGGAGAGAGAGGUGAGAGGGACGAGAGAGGAGUGAGGGGCGAGAGAGUGGAGAGAGGGGAGAGAGGAGAGAGAGGAGAGAGAGGAGAGAGGGAGCGUAGCACCUCGUCCGGCCCAUCGGUUGUCCUUGCAAGCCCUCGCUCAAGAGCCCCUCUGUUAGAAGCUCACCUGGCGAAGUCACAUGAAGGGGCGACGGCGGUGGAAGUCAGGCAAAUGCAAGUCGCGACGGGCGGGGCAGGGGGAGCAGGUGCAGUGGGCGCGUUGAGCAGGAGGAAAAGCGGUGGUGCGUGGGCGGAUGUUAAUCCAAGGGCCACAGGCGGGUUGAGAGGCGAGCAGGAAGCGGAAGGAGCGAGAGAUGGGGAGAAGGGAAGAGGGAGAGUGGGUGGGACAAGAAGAGAUGUGCAAGGGGUGGGUGGUGGUGGUGACUUAGACGCUACAUUGGAAUGGACGUUUGAGCAAGAGUCACGAGAUGCAGAUGAGGGUUGGGGGAGAGGUGACUGCAGAGAGGACGCGGAGGAAGAGGAGGAAGAAGAGGAAGAGGAAGAGGAAGAGGAGGAGGAGGAAGAGGAGGAGGAGGACGAGGAAGAGGAGGAAGAGGAAGAGGAGGAAGAGGAAGAGGCAGACGAGGAAGAGGAAGAGGAGGAGAGAGCACGGUAUGGAAACGGACUGUCAGAUGCGAGGCUGCACGACGAUCGUGUGGCAGUGAGGGCUGCACGCCACAGCUCGGCCAAAACGCGCCGUGGAGCUGCCGCUGCUGCACCGUCCAAGCCAUACGAGCCACUCCCCCGCGCCCUGAAACGCCCUGGGAGAAACACGCCACCAUCCGCACCAGCAGCAGCAUCAACAUCAACGUCAACAACAGCAGCAACAGCAGCAGCGUUGACCUCAGGGUCCAAGCAUCGGGCCUCUAGUGGGGCCUUUACAUCGUCUGGCGGUGGUGGGCAGAUGCAGGCAUUCUCAGGACCAAUACCACCCGUGGGCGGAGGCAAUGAGAUGCCUCUCAGCCCCCCCUCACGCCCCGUCUCCAGAAUCCCUCACACGUUCCCUGCAGCAGCGGGAGCAGCAGGAGGGUUGGGGCUGGUUGCAGGGACAGGCAUGAGUGGUAUUCACUCGUCAGCUCUGAGUGUGCGGCUGCCUGCGAGAAUGGCAGCAGAGGUGGCGCGCAGUGACAAUGGCAGCGACUGCAGAGAGAGCGAGGGGGAGAGCGACGGGUGCGGCAGCGACGCUUGCAGUAACAGGUUGGCAGAUGUGAUGAGCAACCGGUUCAGUGAAGAUCUGAGUGGGCGGUUGAGUGGUGGGGAGAGCAGUGGGAGCUACAGGGAGGAGCCGUGGAAGGGUGUGGAUUGUUGGAGUGAUCGGGAGGAAGGGGUUGAGAGGGAUCGGGAGGGGCGGAGGGAGGGUGGGGUUUGGAGUGUGGAGGAGGAAGCGAGGAGGAAAGCGCAAUUGGAUAGGGAGACACGCUCGGAUGUUGAUACGGAGGAGGAGGAGGAUGAGGGUCGUGAGGAGAGGGUUGGGAGGGGUGCAGAGGGUUUUGAGGCGACAGGGAGGUUGGGGGGGGAGGAGAGAGGUGGACGGGAGCAGCAGAGGAGGAGAGCAGGGGAUGCGCGACGGGAGGAAAGGUGGGAGGAGACAACGGAGUCAGAGGGAGAAGGAGAGGAGGGGUGGGGUGAUGACGAACACAAGGCACAUGGAAGGCACAGGGAUCAAGGGCGGCAGCAUAGGGAUGAGGAGUCUCGGAUAGCGAUAGGGAGGGAGCAGAGGCAGCAGAAUUACCUGUCUGACGGGGAGAGGCAGCGGGGCGGGGAGCGGCAGAGGAGGGAGGGGAGGCGAGGGAAGGAGGAAAGACGAAGCAGUGAGGCCAGGAGUGGGGAGGUGCUUGGUUCUGUUAAUCCCUCCGCGCUCCUCCCUCCGAUGGUGUCUCAGGCGGGUAGGUCUGUGUCUCAGACGAGCAGAGGGGGGAGGGAGGGGGACGGGGGGAGAGCGAGCAGCAGAGGGGCACUGAACGGGGUGCUGCAGCUGCUGCCCACAGGAGCAAGCAAGGGGCGAGAUGACAACCGCGCUGAUACCUCUCCUGCCGCCACCACCGCUGCUGCAAGUGGUGGUGGUGGCAGCAGCAGUGGGGCAGCAGGCGGGACAGGAGGAGGAGCAUCGGGGCUUCGGUCGCCGGGGCGGUGGUUUGGGAGUCAGGAGGCGAAGCCGCGGGCGAGCAGCAUGCGCACUGCAGGCACGGAACGAGUUUCAGAUGAGCCGCGCAAAGGCGGUAAGAGCCUGGACUUGCGGCGGCUCAGACUGUCUCUGUUUGAAGAGGAGGCGGGGAAGGGGGAGAAGGGCGGCAGUGGGGCGGGCAGAGGGGGGAAAGGGGGAGAGAGUGAGGAGGAAGCGGAGGAUGGGAGGGAUGGGAGGGGGAGGAGAGGGGGGGAUGGAGGGCGUGGAAGUGGGGAGGAGGAGGGGAGGGGGGGAGGGGGAGGAGGAGGUGGGAAGGAGGCAAGGGCGAGGGGGGCGAGGGAAGGGGUUGCCGCUGCUGCUGGUGCUUCCACUGCAGCUUCUGCUAGUGGGGGUGGGGGUGGGGCCAACAGCAGUCACAGCGGUGGGUGGUGGGAUUCGUCUCGAAGGCAAUCCUCCUCCACCCCGCGCUCAUCCACAACCACCCCUCGCUCCUCCACCACUCCGCACUCCUCUGGACCCUCUCAAACCACCACACCACGCCCCCCGUCCGCGAUCACCCCCACCUCCUCCUCGUCCUCCUCCCCCACUGCGGAUGCUGCUCCCGUGGGGGGAGGCGGGGGCGGAGGCGGAGGCGGAAGCGGAGGGGGAGGCGGGGGAGGGGGGGGAGGGGGACCAGGAGGGGGUCUCUCAGGGGGAGGCAGCGGAGGGCUGGGCGGAACAGGGAGAGACGCAGGUGCUGCCUGCUGGAGCCCCCGGGACUCCUCCUCUGCUGUUCCCUCGUCCACUUCUGCUUCUACCACUACCUCUUCUGCCUCUGUGCCCCCGCUCAUCCUCCCCACGCCUGACAAGUCCCGUGGGUGGACCAGAGCGGCGUGGGUGAGGGCUUCUAAGAGUGUGGCAGGCGGAGGGGCAUCCCCCCCUGGUGGUGCUUCUGCUGGUGCGGGCUCAGCUGGGGGAGGUGUUUCUGGGGGAGGUGCAGGGGUGGGAAUGGUUGCGGGUGGUUCUGGUGGGGCAGGUGGGGUGGGGGACGGUGGGAGUGGGAGCAGAAGCGCCAUAAGCUUUUUCAGCGGUCGGUUUGAUAAGUGGGGUGGGGGGGGAGGGUCGGGCGCAGGGGGGAAUGGUGGGGGAGGUGGGAAAGGCGGUGAGGGGAAUGAGGGGAUUCGGAGGGGACACACAGCCACAGGCAGCAUUAUCAGUGCAAUGGGGAUGCUAGCUGGAGCAGGAGGGGGGCACGCGGAUGGGGUUGAGCGAGGAGGAGAGAGAGGCGCUCGAGGAGGGGAACGAGGUGGGGAGAGAGGAGGUGAGAAGGGGGGGGAGAGAGGGGGAGCAGGGGCAAGCGGAGGGGGGACCUCGGACGGAAAAGAAGGCGGAGGUAGCGGGAGCGGGAGCAGCAGCAGCGGCAACCAGUCGCAGGGUGGCGCGCCAGCAGGGGUGAGCAGGCUAUGGGGGGUAGCAGCAGGCGCAGCGUCUUUCCACUCACGCAUGGUCAGCUUUAGCGGCGUUCUCCUGAAGGACGAGGACCAAGGCAUGUUAGGCCGCGGUGUGGGGGAUCUACGGAAGAAGUACGAGGUGGGGGAGAAGGUCGGGGAGGGGCGCAGCGGCGUGGUGGUGCGCGCGUGCGUGGAGCGCAAGAGCCGGGCGCGAUUCGCGUGCAAGUCGAUCGCCAAGACGACGCUGGGGGAUGCGAAGAAGGUGGAGGCGUUGCGGGUGGAGGUGGCUGUGAUGGAGGCGGUGGGAUCGCAUGCGAAUAUUGUGGCGCUGCAUGACACUGUGGAGGAUGCUCAGGACGUGCAUCUGAUAAUGGAGCUGUGCGAGGGAGGCGACCUGCUCUCGCACGUCAACACGGCCCCACACAUCUCAGAGCGCCACGCGGCGGCCAUCUGCCGGCGCAUCGCGGAUGCCGUGCGCUUCUGCCACCGCCGCGGCAUCUGCCACCGCGACCUCAAGCCCGAGAACGUGCUGCUCGCUACCAAAGGGGUUGCUGGGGCUGAUCUGCGCGUUGCGGAUUUUGGCAUCUCCACCUUCAUUGAGUCAGGCCAGCGCAUCCGCGGGUACGCAGGCAGCCCGUUCUACAUCGCGCCAGAGGUCCUCAACGGGCGGUAUGGCUUUGAAGUAGACGUGUGGAGCCUGGGCGUCAUCCUCUACACUCUCCUCUCGCAGCGCCUGCCGUUCUGGCACAGCACAGACAUAGGCGUGUACCGCGCGAUCCUGAAAGGGCACGUGGAUACGCACACGGGCGCGUGGCUGCAUGUGAGCAAGGACGCGGUGCAUCUGGUGCGCCGCAUGCUGUGCCAAGACCCUGCAGAGAGAAUCACCCUCGAUGAGCUGCUGGAGCACCCAUGGAUCCUGAAACACGACCGCGACACCUCGCCUCUACCGCAGCCCCUACCAGAGCUCCCCAACUGGAAGCUAAGCAAGCGGCGCCGCGCCAUCGCUCGCUCCACAGCCAUUGUCGUGCCGUCUUUCCGCCUGCCCUUCUGCAUCACUCCCCCAGACGGCGCUGUUUCUAUGCUCAUCCCACCCUCCCUCUCGGCUCUCUCCACUAGCUCGAAUCGCCGAACCUUGCCACGAUACCGCACAGCAACUGACAAGUACUAA